AGUCCACCACAACUGCCAUCACCACCACCAACCUCCCAUAAAGUGGUCACUCCUCCAGUUUCACCUCCUCCUGGAAGCUUAUCCCCUCUACCAGAGGACCCUCCUCUCCCAGAGAUAGAGAUACCAGCGGUGCCCAAGCUGCCAGACAUUGUGGAGAAAACAAUUGAACAAGGAAAGAAAAGAGAGAAACUCAAGUUCAUGGUGGACACCCCACCGCCGCUGCAGCAGGUCAAAGAAGAACCUAAGAAGAGAAGAGCCACGCCCAAAAUAAGGACAAUACCCAGAAAGAUGUUCAGACAACGAAAAACCCGCCCAGCCGAAGCUCCAGUUACAACCGAGGAGUUAAAGGACAUCCAUGACCCAUUGGAUUUUCUGGCUAGAUGGUGCAUCAUCAACCCUGACAGACUGCCGUUCUACGAACUUGUCUUCGAGUACACAGUUGCCGAUCAGACACCCCUGUACCCCAGACAAACACAACUGGAGCCACCAGAGACACAGUACGAGAGAAAGGAGCAGUUGGAAGGGGCGGAUAAUGGAGAGAUUCCUGGCAAGAAGGAGAAAAAGAAGCACAAGAAAGGACAGGCUAAUGAAGACAUCACUAACGACCGACUACUCAACACAAGACUGCUACCCGCAGAAAGGGGCAUGAAUUUUAUGAAAACUACUAUGACUGUUGAAGAACAACACUUGGAGAAGCUGAUAUAUACAAUGGACUUGCUGCAUGAUAAGAUGCUCAACUUGGGGAGUUCUCUGGAGGAACUUGAAGCAAAGAGAGUCAAACUGUUAGCCGGUAAGGCUAGAGAGACGUUCCCACAGAUUGCCUCUCCCUCCUACACGCCAAAGAAUAAAAAAGGCAAAAAAGGAAAGAAGAAAGACAAACAGGCAGCACAGCUCAAAUCUCGUGAGAUCACAGACGCUGUCAUUGUUGACAGACUCUAUGGGAAAAUGUUGAAUGAACUGUGCCGAGAGCCAGACGUGAAGUUUCUGGAGUGUGAAAUAGAAAUCUUACAGGACAAGAUCAGGGGAGUGCAGAGACGGGUAGAGGACAUUGCACGAGAGAAACUUCUCACAGAUGCCUUCUGCAUGAACCAUUACUUUCUGAGACAAGGACUGCACGGCCAGUCAGAAGAUUUCAAAAGGCAACAGAGUGAGCUGUACAACAGACUUCACCCAGCACCGGAUUUUGAAAUGAACAUGGAAGAAGUGGAGCACGCCUUACAACAAAUCAACAACCACCUGCUUACGAAACAUGAAUUCAACUUUCUCUACAACGUUCUAAAUUUGCCAGGCAGAGAGAAAAUCAACUUCAGAUUAUUCACAGUUAUUGCAGCUCUGUCAGAGAAAGUGACACAACUCGAUCCCGUGAUCAGAAAGAUGAUGAAUAACUUUGACUACAAUGCUCUGGACAUCAAGAUGGAGAAAUGCAAGGAACUCUUUGGCCUCCUGGAUAUGGACCACAUGCCGCAAGGGGCGGCUCAGGCGGAGAGUUUGGCCGUUGAGCUGACAGCUGGUGGCCUCAAGCCUGAAAAUACUCGAUACGUUCUCAACAAAUUUAACAGAGAAAGCAAAGGUGCCAUUGACUUUCUGGAUUUUGUGACCUACAUCCCUUUGUUUGUGGAGAUCCAUAAACGAAUCAUCCAAGAUCCACUCAAGGCAGACCUGGAUUUGUAA
Candidula unifasciata is the source of this 1671-nucleotide messenger RNA. The record is from the annotation of a GenBank genome assembly. NCBI's taxonomy places the organism in Eukaryota, Metazoa, Mollusca, Gastropoda, Stylommatophora, Geomitridae.